Molecule: messenger RNA, 873 nt
Organism: Ostreococcus tauri
Lineage: Eukaryota; Viridiplantae; Chlorophyta; Mamiellophyceae; Mamiellales; Bathycoccaceae
Product: Translation initiation factor IF2/IF5
Exons: 1
Coding region: 1-873 (290 amino acids)
Biological process (GO): formation of translation preinitiation complex; formation of cytoplasmic translation initiation complex; translational initiation
Cellular component (GO): eukaryotic translation initiation factor 2 complex
Molecular function (GO): mRNA binding; translation initiation factor activity; translation initiation factor binding
Source: RefSeq, a predicted model, not a curated record
AUGGCGGACGAAGAAGAAACAGACUUCGACCCGAGUCUGCUCGGCAAGAAGAAAUCAAAGAAAAAAGUCACCCUGGACCUCGGUUCGGACGACGAUGGCGUCGAUGGCGUCACGAAAGGUAUCUCUGACGUAACCGUCGACGAUGGCGACGACCUGGGCGAGGUGUUCGGGAAGAAGAAGAAGAAAAAGUCCAAGGAGAAGGAGGCGAGCGGCGACGCGGACGAGGAGGACCUGGAUGCCGAGUUCGGGAAGAAGAAAAAGAAGAGUGGAAAGAAGAAGAAGACGCUGGAGCUCGAUGAGGGCGAUGACAAUGUGGAAGAGAUCGCGGAGGGACGGGACGGAACGCACACCGGGAGCGGGACGUCGUGGGACGGGACGACGCGGGACUAUCACUAUGAUGAACUCUUGGGACGCGUCUUCGGGAUCCUGCGAGAGAAGAACCCAGCGCUGAGCGAAAAGGCGAAGACGAUCGUGAAACCACCGCAGGUGCUGAGAGAAGGCACGAAGAAGACGGUGUUCGCGAACUUGAUGGAGAUUUGCAACGCGAUGCAUCGACCGCAUGAACACGUCGUGCAAUACCUGUUGGCCGAGUUGGGUACCACCGGGACGCUCGACGGACAGCAGCGCCUGGUGCUCAAGGGACGAUUCUUGCCAAAGGUUUUCGAGGGCGUGUUAAGGCACUAUUUCAUCGAUUACGUCAUUUGCAACAUGUGCAAGUCGUCGAAUACGGAGUUGGUGAAGGAGCAGUCGUCGCGUUUGUCGUACUGUCGAUGCCAAGCCUGCGGUGCGUCUCGCUCCGUCGGCGCCAUCAACAAGGGUUUCUCCGCCGUCGGGAAGGGCGAGAGACGACGCGCGAGAAUGGCGACGGGAUAA